AUGUUUAGCCAUCUAACGGAAGCACUCGUUAAUAAACUUGAAGAACAACGAGCAAAAGAACCUUGUUGUAUCAUUAAAUGGGAAGACACAAAGAAAAUCGAAAUUAUCGCACAAACAUAUAUUCGUCUAUCACCAUCACAAGAUCCUGAAGAUGAUGUUACUUAUGCGAUUGAUAUGGAUGGUGAAAAACGUUAUGGAACAGUUCUUGCUCAUGGUACAAAAGAAUAUUGUGAAUCUAUUCUACAUAAAUUUUCACCUGGUGAAUCAAAACGUCAAAUUGAAAAUUUUUCUUCAGAAAAUAAUUCCGAACAUAUGAAUGAUUUAUUAUUAAUGAGUGUUCUUGCAAAAUUACUUAAUAAAACUGAAUCUACUGAUACUUAUGAUGAUAGUGAUGUUCAUGAUGCUAAAUGUGCUGUAUGUGAAAUGCAACCUAUACGUCAAACUGAUCGAUAUCGUUGUUUAGAAUGUACAUCAUCAAAUUAUGAUAUAUGUGGACGUUGUUUUGAAAGACAUCGUCAAACAGGAAAACAUUUUACUGGUCAUGCUAUGGUUCAUUUUAAAUUACCAAAUGAAGUUUUAGGAAUACAAUUUAAUAAUAUUGAUAAUGAAAUUAAUUUAAAUAAUUUAAGAAAUUUAGAUGCAUUACGUUAUGAACAACAUGAUGGUAUAAAAUGUGAUGGAAUUUGUUAUCAAAAAAAUAUUAUUGGUUUACGUUUUAAAUGUGAUACAUGUUCAAAUUAUAAUUUAUGUGAAAUAUGUGCGAUUAAUAAACAUAUUUGUACGAAAAAUCAUGAAAAAGAUCAUCCAUUAAUAUUAACUUCGAAUAGAGUUAUGCCUAAAAUUGAUCCAGAUGAUAUUGAACUAGAAGAAGUUUUAGGUAAAGGAGGAUUUGGUCAUGUAUAUAAAGCAAUAUGGAAAUCAAAAAAUCGUCCUGUUGCUUGUAAAGUAAUUGAAAUAUCUGGUAAAUCAUCAUCAUCAGAUCCAUUACGUCGAAGUUUUCUUCAAGAAUUAGCUGCAUAUAGAGAAUUAUCAGGUCCAUAUAUUCUUCGAACAUUUGCAUAUGCAACUCGUGAUAUACCAGCAAAUCGUAAUCGUGGACAAAAAAUUCAAUUUAUGAUAUUAAUGGAAUUAAUGGGACGUGGAAGUUUACGAGAUGUUCUUGAAAAUCAACCAUAUGAAUUAUCAUUAAGACGUAAAUUAACAAUGUCUCGACAAAUAGCAUCAGGUAUAAGACGUAUUCAUCAACAUGGAAUGAUACAUCGUGAUAUUCGACCUGAUAAUAUUCUUGUUACUGAUAAUUAUGUUGCUAAAAUUGGUGAUAUGGGUAUUGCUCGUUUUCUUGAUCCAACUGGUCAACAUACUUUAAUAGGUUGUGAAAAAUUUAUGCCACCUGAAUUUUUUCGUAAUAUAUCUGAUGGAUAUUGUAAAUCUGAUGAAAAAUUAGAUAUAUAUACAUUUGGUCUUACAUUAAAUCAUUUAUUUACAGAAAAAGCUCAUGAUUUUCGUUCAUCUUUACGUUUACCACGUGCUAUAAUAAUUGAAAAAAGUCCAAUUUUAUAUGAUGAAAUUAUUUCAAGAUGUUUAGAUGAAGAUUCAAAACAACGACCAACUGCUAUUGAAAUUGAAAAAAUUUUAAAAUUUUAUGAACAAGCUUUUUCAAAAACAAUAAAUCAAAGUACAUAUGAAAAAAUGAAUACACAACAAAAAAAUAAAGUUUUUAUGGAAUUUUAUGAAAAAAAUAAAGUUAAAAUGCAACGUCUUGUUAAAGAAAAAAUUUCUCGACCACUUAUUCGAGAAAUUCCAAUUGAAUUUGUUAAUAAGCAACAACAACAACAACAACAACAACAAGCACCAAUGUCUAAUGAAUCGUUAAAUGAAAAAUGUCGAGUUAAUUAA
This is a messenger RNA of Rotaria sp. Silwood1, 1896 nucleotides long. Lineage: Eukaryota; Metazoa; Rotifera; Eurotatoria; Philodinida; Philodinidae. The record is from the annotation of a GenBank genome assembly.